CGAUGAUGACUGUGGACAUGAUCUGACACGAUGAAUGGGAUAUUAAUCAAGUAAUAUUCAACGGGUUAGACCAUAUAUAUAUAUAUAUCUUCUCCGCAGCGGGGUCAAGGUUGGAGAUGAUAACCACGAUUCCCAACCAACCAUCCUACUAUAUCGAAUAGAUCAAUAGGUUUUUUUAAUUUUUUUUUUAAUAUAUUCAAACUUGAUAUCAUCUUUAUGUAAUAAUCUUGAUCUACAAUCACAUCAUUCGUCUAGAAAGAGGAGAAAAAAGAGGAGAAAGCGAGCCGAGCCCCGCAUUCAAGAAAGACACUCAAUCAAUUCGAUUUUACUCAAAUAUACUCACCUACAACAACACCAAACGACAUACUAGCAAUGUCUCCCAAAACAAUAAUCGUCACCGGCGCCUCACGAGGCCUCGGUCUGGCAAUAUCGAAAUACCUCCUCACAACUAGCCCGCGCAACAACGUCAUCCUCCUCGCCCGCACCGCCGAACCCCUGCAAGCCCUGCAGUCUCAAUACCCGGAUAACGUCGACUACAUCGCCAGCGACGCGACAGCGCCGGGUCUCCCCGAGAAAGCCGUGCAGCUGGCGCUAUCACGCUUCGGGGCACUGGAUGGACUAGUUCUUAACCAUGGCGUCCUCGGACAGGUGGCGACAGUGGCAGGCGCAGAGCUAGAGGAAUGGCGGAGCGCGUUUGACGUGAAUUUUAUCAGCUUAGUGGGCUUCGCAAAAGCGGCGUUACCUGCGCUACGGCAGUCCAAGGGGAAAAUCAUCUUUACGUCGUCAGGGGCAUCUACGUCGGCGACAAACGGGUGGGCGUUGUACGGCGCUACAAAGGCUGCGAUUAACCAUUUGGUGCUGUCGUUGGCGAACGAGGAGCCGGAGGUUACCUCUGUGUCUCUUCGGCCGGGCAUGGUGGAUACGGAGAUGCAGCGCGAGAUACGCGAGGGUCACCGCGGGAAUAUGGCGCCAGAAGCGUUUGAGAGGUUUAUGGAGGCGCAUAGGACGGGGAAGCUUCUGAGACCGGAGCAGCCGGGCCAUGUUAUGGCGAAACUGGUGCUGGAUGCACCGAAGAGUUUGAGUGGGAGAUUUAUAACGUGGAAUGAUAAGGAUUUGGUGGCAUUUCAGGAGUAAAAUCUGGUUGCUCUGGUCAGUCCGCUUUCUGGCAGAGGUAUGAAUAGAUAUUGUGAAGUUUGGGAGACAUCAGCCGAAAGAUGAAAAGCAGAUACAUAGUGUAAGCAUUAGAUGCAAACCAUCUUCAUACUUAGCAUGGAAAUGUAUGGGGUUCAUCACGCGUCGAGGGUUAGAAGAGAGUAUUCAGACUUACAUCAUGAGCACUACUGGCCGAGACACUGUGGAAAUUAGGAGGAAAGUAUAUCUAAUAUCUAAGAAUUAGCAAUAGACGACACAAUUGCUGAGAUAUAUUCUUCGAGGAAGCAUCAUCAGAUAGUCCUUUGGCG
Messenger RNA from Talaromyces proteolyticus, 1460 nucleotides. RefSeq names its product putative short-chain dehydrogenase. Bases 373 to 1134 code for a protein of 253 amino acids. Gene Ontology annotation, cellular component: intracellular anatomical structure. The transcript has 4 exons. The record is from RefSeq and is a predicted model, not a curated record. Gene Ontology annotation, molecular function: oxidoreductase activity, acting on NAD(P)H, oxygen as acceptor. NCBI's taxonomy places the organism in Eukaryota, Fungi, Ascomycota, Eurotiomycetes, Eurotiales, Trichocomaceae.